Molecule: messenger RNA, 1111 nt
Organism: Leucoraja erinaceus (little skate)
Lineage: Eukaryota; Metazoa; Chordata; Chondrichthyes; Rajiformes; Rajidae
Gene: park7
Product: parkinson protein 7
Exons: 6
Coding region: 70-633 (187 amino acids)
Biological process (GO): guanine deglycation, glyoxal removal; protein deglycation, glyoxal removal
Cellular component (GO): cytosol; nucleus
Molecular function (GO): protein deglycase activity
Source: RefSeq, a predicted model, not a curated record
CUCCGCACCGUCCCAGCUCGGGACCCGUACUGCGCUCGCCGUGCACCCGCGGCGCGAUCUUUGGCCAAGAUGGCGGGCAAGCGGGCGCUGCUGAUCCUGGCCAAAGGCGCCGAGGAGAUGGAAGUCGUGAUCCCCACCGACCUGAUGCGCCGAGCCGAGAUCACGGUAACAGUGGCCGGGCUGGCCAGUUGUGAAUCAGUAACCUGCAGCCGUAAUGUGGUCAUUUGCCCUGACUCCAGCCUGCAAGAUGCAAUCAAACAAGGGCCAUAUGAUGUAGUUGUAUUACCCGGAGGAAAUCUUGGAGCCCAGAAUUUAUCUGAGUCUCCUGCUGUAAAAGAAGUUUUGAAGGCCCAGGAAGCUAGAAAGGGUUUGAUUGCUGCCAUCUGUGCAGGCCCCACAGCUCUGCUUGCUCAUGGGAUUGGCUAUGGGCACAAAGUCACAACCCAUCCAUUGGCUAAGGACAAAAUGAUGACUGGAGAUAACUAUACCUACUCAGAAGCUCGUGUGGAAAUAGAUGGGAACAUCAUCACCAGCAGAGGGCCAGGCACCAGCUUUGAAUUUGGCCUUGCAAUUAUUGAAAAGCUUCUGGGAAAAGAGAUGGCUGAGAAGGUCAGGAUCCCCUUGGUUCUGUGAAAUGCCACCUGUGGCAUACUGUGUGGAGGGAUUGGUUCAAUUGUUUUGAAACUAGAAAGUCCCUUGUGCAUCAUUAAGAUAUAAUAAUGUCUUUAAGACUAUCAAGUUAAACGUUAUGAAUGCAGCAGGGAUAUAAAAUGUGAACUCGCCAGAAUUAAAUCCUGACGGUAUAUACAAAAAGCUGCAUUUUUAUUGUGUGAAUCAAAUAGCUGCCAUUUGCUCCGGUUGAGAUGAGAACAUGUCAUCACUUCCCUGGACAUGCUCCGUAUCCUGCUUUUCCCAUGUAACUUCAAAGCAAGACAAUUUUACUUUUUGUAUAGUUUUGCAAAAUUGCUGUUACACAUUUGGGAACGAAAUAUUUUCUAAUUGGCUUCCUAUUCAUUUAGAGAAAUGUUUGCUCAAUCUUUUCAACUGAAAAAUGUGCAUUAGCAGUGUUUUCAAUUUUUUUUCCAUCUCAAAGUUCAGGUGAUUUCUGAAA